Aspergillus candidus is the source of this 1258-nucleotide messenger RNA. RefSeq names its product protein N-lysine methyltransferase family protein. The transcript is spliced from 2 exons. The record is from RefSeq and is a predicted model, not a curated record. NCBI's taxonomy places the organism in Eukaryota, Fungi, Ascomycota, Eurotiomycetes, Eurotiales, Aspergillaceae. The coding region runs from base 17 to 1135 and encodes 372 amino acids.
CUCAAGCCAUACACCCAUGGUCUACUACAUUCGAUUCUUGAAGACCCCCCGGGUCCAGAAGCAGAAAACCGGCGCCCUCAGCGUAUCGGCCCUCAUCUGCAUCACCACGGACCUAGGCGACGCUUUCCUAGCCGAGGAUGUGGAUCUCCUGGUAUCAUUGAACGCUUCCAAUGCUGAUCAAGUGUUGUACCAAGAACGCGUGAAAUGGACAGCCAGCAAGCGGGAAGUCCCCAUCGCACUGGGCCCAUUCCCACCGCAUCUAUCCAAACACGCCUUAGUCCUCAGUGUCUCCGCGCCAACGGACUCGCGCAAACCUCGCGCCCCCUUCGCAGACACCCUGCUCCCUAGCCAGCAGCAUGCUGCUCCGCUAGUCAUCUCAGGCUGGAGCGCACCAUUCGGCGGGGCUGAGUCGCCCGUAGCCGAAAAGCUCGUAGAGCGACGAUUCGGCCCGCAGGAUCUCCGGAUCUGGGAGGAGACCGGCAACAGCAUAGCGCGACACAUCUGGGACGCAGCUCUGGCAUCCGUGACCUACGUCCAGCAGCUUGCAACCGCAGUGCCAACAACAAAAACUGAAGCCGCACCACAACCACCCGUGUUGCGCGAUCUCCUGAAGAACAGCCAAAACCGCAGCGCCACCAACCCGCUCCACGCCGUGGAACUCGGCUCCGGCUGCGGCAUCGUAGGCAUUUCGCUAGCCCAGACGCUCCCCAACUGCAACGUGGUGCUCACCGACCUCCCGGAGGUCGAAGACAUCGUAACGCAGAACAUCUCCGUGGCGCAGCCCGCGCCCUCCUCAAAGGUCACGUUUCACACCCUAGACUGGGACGACGAGGACCUCCCAGAGGAGGUGACGAACGGGGGCGCAAUCGACCUCGUCCUCGUCUCGGACUGCACGUACAACGCAGACAGCCUGCCGGCGCUGGUGUCCGUUCUAGACCGCCUCGUGCGGGCGUCGCCGGACGUGCUUGUUCUUGUGGCUCUCAAGCGUCGACAUGAGAGCGAGGAAGCGUUUUUUGACCUAAUGCGUGGUGCCGGGCUCUGUAGUUUGCAUCGUCAUUGUAUGCGGCUUCCGGCGCAGCAUGGUCUGUCGGAUCAGAUUGAGAUUUAUUGCUAUGCGCGGGCGGAUUGGCAUUAGGAGAUGUGACGUCUGCAGUGUACUUAUAUAACACUCUUGGGUCUGUUUGUUUCUUUGUACUAUACCCCCAUGAAACCACGAUGGUCGUCUACGAUACUCAAUUUCUUAUCGAGGAAUGCUGCC